Echinococcus granulosus is the source of this 1140-nucleotide messenger RNA. Its product is annotated as LisH domain-containing protein ARMC9. Gene Ontology annotation, cellular component: centriole; ciliary basal body; ciliary tip. Gene Ontology annotation, biological process: cilium assembly. The coding region runs from base 1 to 1140 and encodes 379 amino acids. The record is from RefSeq and is a predicted model, not a curated record. The transcript is spliced from 8 exons. Lineage: Eukaryota; Metazoa; Platyhelminthes; Cestoda; Cyclophyllidea; Taeniidae.
AUGCAGACAAAGAUGACGGAGUUGGGCAUGGUGGAGUGGCUGGUGGAUCUCCUCGAGGACACGGACAGUCUCUCUGACUACAGCCUCGAAUAUGCGGUUGCGCUUUUUAUGAACCUCUGUCUCCGAACCGCGGGUAAAGCGCGCUGCGUUCCAAUGGCCGACCGGGUGCUCAAAGUUCUAACUGAUCUGAUCAGUCAUGAGAACACCAACAUUCUCUCCUACGUGAACGGGGCCCUUUUUUCACUUCUAACUCGACCGGAAAUACAGGCCACUGCUGAGUCUAUGGACUUGGAGGGUAUUUUGUCCUGUUUCAUGCGAGAGGAUCAACAGGAGCUGAAUCGUCAGUUUGAAUACACAUCAUCAAACAGAUGCAUACGAGUGCGUGAUCACAAUGAAGACGGCGCCUCCGACGAUGACGAAAAUGACGAUGAUGACGACGACGAUGAGGAGGAUGGAGCACAAAUGGAAAGUGAUAUAGAUCGCGGUGAUGAUAUCACAGACAACAAGGAGAAUGCCUUAGAGGGGUCCGUGGUGGGUGAAAAUCUCCUUAGGGAGCGUUUUUUGAAGAAAUCGGCAGCAGGAGCAGUAGAUGGCAAGAAGGCGGGGAGGUCUGGCGGAACCUCCCCACUGUCGCUGCCUCCACCAUCCUCAUCACAGCCGCCUCUGCCAUACGGUGGUCACGUGCGCCACACCGAGAAUGACGCGGUAGUGAGCAACAACGUCGGUCUCCUUCGACGGCCUUCCACACCUAGUAGGAAACGAUUCUCUGGCUCGCAUAUACCCAAGCCCGUCACCACGACCAAGCAACAGACUUCUCGAUUAUCUUCUAAGACACAUAACAGACCCCCACAAGUCGUGGAAGAGACUCCCACAAGAGGUCGAAUCGCAAUGCAGCAUACAGAGCCACAACAAUCGAAUAGUCGUAGAGACUCGAUAUCAACGAUUGAAUCAAAAAAGAAGACAAUCGAGAACCACCCAGAGUACCAGAAGGCCUUCAAUAGCCGACCGAAGCUGCUUCGCACACCGGAGCACAAACGCAUCACCUCUUCAAUGGAUCCUAUCGAUAUACGUGGCGGGGAUAGAGUCUCCAGAUCACGACCUGCAUCAGGUCGAACGAGCAUGGAGUAUAACAACCGGUGA